AUGAAGCAUCUCCGUGUGUAUCACAAUUCAAUUCGAAGCGUCCGCCAACUCAGAUUCUCCCACCUGGGAAAUAUCUCCGCAUUUUGCCUGCCGGCCCAGACAGCCUCUUUCCGCCGCAUAUUCGAAUCCGCAUUCUCGAAACGCACAAUGGCAACUGCAAUGGCUAAGCGUCUUGAGGGCAAGACGAUCGUAGUGACUGGUGCUUCUUCCGGAAUUGGUCGAAGCACAGCCAAGGAGUUCGCCCGGACUGCCCCCAAGAACCUAAAGCUUAUCUUGACGGCUAGACGCAUUGAUUCCCUGCAGGAACUGGCUAAAGAGAUCAAGGAGGAGGUUGGCGAUGGCGUACAGACUCUUCCUGUGAAGCUAGACGUCAGCAACCCCGAAGAAGUCAAGAACUUUGUGUCCUCUUUGCCUGUGGAGUUCCAGGACAUCGACGUCCUGGUUAACAAUGCCGGCCUCGUCAAAGGCGUUGCCCAGGCUCCCGAUAUUGACCUUGCCGAUAUUAACACUAUGUUCAACACAAACGUGACCGGCUUGAUUAACAUGACCCAGGCCAUCCUCCCCAUUUUCAAGAAGCGAAGUGACGGUGGUCGUGGAGAUAUCAUCAACAUCGGAAGCAUUGCUGGUCGCGAAGCUUACCCCGGCGGCAGCAUCUACUGCGCUACCAAGGCCGCUGUCAAGUCCUUCACAGAAGCUCUGAGGAAGGAGCUUAUCUCCACAAGGAUCCGUAUCAUCGAGAUCGACCCGGGUCAAGUUGAGACCGAGUUUUCUAUCGUCCGGUACUAUGGAGACAAGUCGAAAGCCGAUGCAGUCUAUGCUAACUGCGAGCCACUUACGCCCGAAGAUAUUGCCGAAAUCAUUGUCUUUGCUGUUGGUCGGAGGGAAAACGUUGUGAUCGCCGAUACCCUAAUCUUCCCCAACCACCAGGCUUCCCCUGGACACGUUUACAAAAAGCCUUAA
Messenger RNA from Aspergillus ochraceoroseus IBT 24754, 960 nucleotides. RefSeq names its product oxidoreductase, short chain dehydrogenase/reductase family. The record is from RefSeq and is a predicted model, not a curated record. The transcript has 5 exons. Gene Ontology annotation, cellular component: cytosol. Gene Ontology annotation, molecular function: oxidoreductase activity. The coding region runs from base 1 to 960 and encodes 319 amino acids. Lineage: Eukaryota; Fungi; Ascomycota; Eurotiomycetes; Eurotiales; Aspergillaceae.